Dujonia railenensis is the source of this 1797-nucleotide messenger RNA. The record is from the annotation of a GenBank genome assembly. Lineage: Eukaryota; Fungi; Ascomycota; Pichiomycetes; Serinales; Debaryomycetaceae.
AUGAGCCAUCACCAUGACGCAGAAACUCUGUCAUUGGAUACCAAUGGUAGCUCCAAAGCUUACGAGACUUAUCGAAUAGACUCAACGACAGAAGCAUAUCGGUCCAAAUCGCAGCAAGGUUCGGAAUUAUCUAGAAUCAUCUCCGGCAUAAGAGAUGAUCAAGACAUUCAAGCUGAUUAUCUUCCAACUGCAGAUGUGGAAUAUAGCCUUGCAAAGAGACUUACACACAACGAGGAGGCUAGAACGGAAAAAAAUUCGAUCAAGUCAGUAAAUUCCAAUGACCAAGAACUCGAGUCCAAUAAAAAUGGUGCUGGAGCUGGAGCCUUGGAGCAACAAUCCGCAAGCUCUGAGGAAGAGGAAGUAGGUCCUCAAAAAGAUAAAGGAUUCGCGUGGGUGGUAGCAAUAUGUACCAUGCUUGCGGUAUUCAGUACUUGGGGUGCUAGCGCAGGUUACGGUGUUUUUCUUUCUUUUUACGUUUCAUCGGAUGCUUUUGCUGGUGCUAAUCAGUAUGAUUACGCAUUGAUUGGUGGAAUGGUUGUUUGCUUUGCUCAAUUGUUAGCACCAGUCUGCGUCUUAUCCUAUAGGGUAUUUGGUCCAUUCUACACUUCAUAUUUUGGAAUUGCAUUACAAACCUUGGGCUACAUACUAGCAUCAUUUGCUACCAAGAGGUGGCAGUUGUUCUGCACGCAAGGAUUCAUCGUGGGAGUAUCGUUUCUGUUUGUUUAUUUACCCGGAACCUUAAUGUUACCUACUUGGUUUGAUAAGAAAAGGGCAACUGCCAUGGGAAUAGCGGUCUCUGGUGCAGGUCUUGGAGGUGUUUUCUUCUCCUUGGUUAUUCGUAAACUCAUCAGUGUCACUGGGGAUCAAAGAUGGGCUUUGAGAAUGUGUGCAUUCGUUACGGGAUUUGUAGCAAUAAUUGCUUGUAGCAUAAUGAAACCAAGAAACCACAAACCUUUGCCAUUAAAAGUCACUUUAACGAGGGAAUUCAUAUUCAGUAAUGCUAAAACCAUAUUCUCUGUAAGCGUGUUUAGAGAUUAUGCACUUGUCCUUCUAGGGAUCUGGUUUGGGAUUUGCCUCUUGGGGUAUAUUUUAGUACUCUUUUCAGUUUCUUCGUAUGGUAUUCUGGUUGGCUUAAGUGCGUUUCAGGGAUCCAUUUUGACUGCUGUAAUGAACGCUGGUCAAUUCAUUGGAAGACCUUCUUGUGGGUUUAUAGCAGAUAAAUUUGGUAGGUUUAACUUCACCAUUGUCAACUGUCUUGUCAUUACUAUAUUGAUAUUGGCAUUUUGGAUAAAUGCAACUUCCUUCGGUGCAUUGAUGGUAUUUAGCGUACUUAUUGGCUUGACCAUUGGUGUGGGAAGUUUGUUUUGUCAAUCGUUGGCUUCAGAUAUUUUGCAGAACAUGGAGAACUUACCAGCUGCAUGGUCUGGAUUGAAUAUAGUUGUCCUGUUGUUUUGUAUUGGAGCUGAAGUUAUUGCAUUAGCAUUGAAGGAAGAUGAGGCUGCUAACCCAUAUUUGCAUUCUCAAGUAUUUGGUGGUGUAUGCUUCUUUAGUGCAGCCGUCUUAUUGUGCAUCAUGAGGGAAAGGGUAGUUAGAAAAAGGCUAGUUGAAAGAUUGCUGACAGAGAGGUCACUUCACGAUCAAAAAACGAACUCUAAGGGAUAUUUAAAGGAAAGGGACGAAGCUGACAUUGAAGAGAUAGAGCAAAUAGAGGGGCGAAUCGCAAGAUAUGAAAUACUUGUGAAUAUUAGAUCGGUGAAGCUUUUCUUUAUAAGAAUGUUUUAUCCGAUCAAGAUAUAA